AUCUCCGCAGACCACAACCACCUUCCAAACCUCACCAUGGCCCGUUCUCUGGCUGUCGCCGUGCUGCUGGUGCUGUCCCUGGCGUGCUCGGGCGCGCUCGCGGGUCUGCUGCCCUACGCGGUGGCGCCUUACGGCAGCUCGUACACGGCGCACGCCAUCAACCACGAGGUGGCCGCCCCCGUGGCGGUGCCUGCCGCCGCCCCCCUGGUCGCCGCCCCCGCCGCCCCCCUGGUCGCGGCCGCCCACGCGCCGCUGCUCGCCGCCCCCGCGCACUACACCUACCUGGCACGCCGCUAAGCGCUAGACUGCUGUCGCGCUGGCCGGUCGGGUAGAUGCGGCGGCGGCGGCCACGCCACCGCCCUGACAGCAGAACCGCCUCUGGACUGAAGCCGAGACUGCGACCGACCUCGGCGGCGCCUCUGCCGUGGCGACUACCACCGCCGCAGAGGCCUCUCCAGAGGGCAGCCACCGACCCUGCGAGACCAGCCGCAGCCUUCCCGAGGGACCAGCGCCCAGCACGGCGUUCAGUGGGAGUCGACCUUGUCCUGAUCCUCUGCAACACCCAUCUUUCAUACUUUUGUACAACCAAAAAUGUUUGCCCAAAUUAAUUGCGUAACUGUUGUAAAUAAAAACUUUCAUGCAUAA
Schistocerca piceifrons (Central American locust) is the source of this 645-nucleotide messenger RNA. Its product is annotated as adult cuticle protein 1-like. Lineage: Eukaryota; Metazoa; Arthropoda; Insecta; Orthoptera; Acrididae. The record is from RefSeq and is a predicted model, not a curated record. Bases 37 to 297 code for a protein of 86 amino acids. The transcript is spliced from 2 exons.